UGCAAGCGUAGUCAGGCAGGCCGGGUCAAUAACAAUCGGGCAGGUAGGUACAGGGGGUCAGGCAGAGAAUGGUCAGGGUCACAAGCCAGGGAUCAAACAGGAGAAGUCAGCAGAGGUCCGGAUCAGGCAGGGUCAGCAAUGAAUCAGUCAGACUGGAACAGGAACAGGGAUGCAGGUAACAAGAUACAGGGGCCCAGGAAAAACACACACCAAGGCCCAGACUGCAGGUCUGGCCAUCCCUUAAAUACACCUGCAUAAUCAGCUUCAGGUGUUUGGCUGGCUGCAGGGUUGAGUGUCUGAUUGCUGGGAGCACCCGCUGGCCAGCCCUGGUACUGCAGCCCACAAGGCAGGUGAGUCCCACCAUUACUGGCAAGUCCAUUCCUGACAACUGCUUUCUGUAACAUUACAUUAGCUGA
This is a messenger RNA of Staurois parvus, 416 nucleotides long. The record is from the annotation of a GenBank genome assembly. Lineage: Eukaryota; Metazoa; Chordata; Amphibia; Anura; Ranidae.